AUGUUAUUAAAUGUGGCCCAUAAAGUAGCAAUGUCCAAUGGGUACCCAGCUGGAGAUGGUGCUACCCGACAAGCACGGUAUCCCUCUCGAAGACCCAACGUAGUGGAUGGCCCAGAGAAGAUCCCUUCCUGUUUACCUUAUAUAUCUGAUGAUAUGAGCAGAGCAGUACGGGGCUGUCUACGAAAAGCGGGUCUAAGAAAUGACGUGAGGGUUGUGGAAAUACCUCCAGCAAACCUCAAGGGUCAGCUGGUACGUAACCGUGUAUAUGAUCGACUCUGCACAACUCCCAGCUGCGUGGUUUGCCUCUAUGGCAGAGAGGGUGAUUGCAUGAUAUCGGGAGUGGUGUAUCGUAUCACGUGCAGGUUGUGCGGUGACGAUUAUAUAGGGGAAACGGGACGUCCACUGUGUAUUAGGGUCAAGGAGCAUCUAGAUGGACUCGCAAAAUCUAAAACCUUCACCCCACUUGGAGCACACCGUAGAAUAUGUCAUCCAAACUCCGAAGUAGAGGUAGAAGUUCGUAUAUUAUCCUACGAGUCCGAAAUCACAGCACGCAGAACGCUAGAGGCCUUUUGGAUAACCGCCAAAAGUCCAAAAAUGAACAAGAAGGAUGAGUGCAUUGCGAUCACAAACGAGUUAUCCCCGUAUCAAGACCUAUGCGGGUUUUGA
Necator americanus (New World hookworm) is the source of this 666-nucleotide messenger RNA. RefSeq lists its product as uncharacterized. Bases 1 to 666 code for a protein of 221 amino acids. The transcript has a single exon. Lineage: Eukaryota; Metazoa; Nematoda; Chromadorea; Rhabditida; Ancylostomatidae. The record is from RefSeq and is a predicted model, not a curated record.